AUGUUGGGAAAUACUUAAUAUUUCAAAAAAAUUCAUGAUGCAGUGUAUAAAUUACUCUAUGGAUAACCUAAAAAAUUAAUUGCCAGGUCUUUAGAAGGUCCUAUAGUUUGGCCAUUUUUUUAGAGGUCUUUAGAAAUAGAAAAAUUAAAACAUUUUAUAUCUUAUGAAGAAAAUAUAUUCAAAUAAUAGGUGAACUCUAAGAAUACUGUAUUUGUUGUUGGAGCAAAAGGGAUUGGUAAGAGUUGGUUUUUAAGAAAUACUUGCAAAAAUUCAAUAAUAAUAGAUAAUACGCAUAUAAAUUUUUAAUCAUUUUUCUUUUAGAUGAAGAUGGAAAUAAUAAGAUAUGUAUCUGAACAAAAAUUGGUCACAAAUAAAGAAAUACUUUAAAUUGCUUUAAGAAAAUAUUUGCCUUAAUACUUAGACAUUUAUUUUAAUUAAUUUAUUAGAGAUUAAUUAUCUGAGAAUAUUAAAUAGGAAUUAUAAGUUAAUAUAAAUUAAGGAAACUAAUUAACAAAAUUGGAUUGGGAUUCAGGAGAACUAGAAUUUUGGGAAGAGGAUGCAAAAUAAAUAUAAAUGAAUUCCUCUCAUUCAUUAAAUGUUGAGAAUAAUUUUUUUUAAUUGGCAAAAUUAAUAUAUAAAGAUGAAGAAUGUAUAGGAUGUUUAAAUUUAAUGAUGGAUCUAAUUCAAUAGAUUGAAAUAGAUAAAAUUGAUAAUCCUAUUAAAAUUAAUAGCACUAUUGCAGGUAUAUAUUAUCUUACUAAUAUGUAGCUUAAUAGUAAAUAGAUUUUCUCUUUGAUGUUCUUAAUUAUGUUUCAGGGUUUGAUAAGAGUAGCAAUAAGAAGCAUUAGAUUUCUUUAGUUUUAAUGAACAUAGACAAAUUAUUAGAAUAUUAUAAAUAUGAUUCAGAGACAAUAGAUUUCUUUGAUCAUUUAAUAUUAAGAACAUAUAAUCCAUAUGGCAUUCGAAAUCACUUUCCUUUGGUAAUUGAAUCUAGCAAUAGUAAAUUUUUUAACAGGGAUUUGAUGGAGAUGAUGAAUAUUGAGUUAAAUACAGUAUUGCACUUAGACAUUUCUGAUAUUAAUAAAGAAUAGAUUAAAAGUUAGAUAGAUGGAAUAUUUACAUAGUAAAGCUUAGAAACUAAUUUAGAGAGGAGAUUGAUUAAAUUUAUGAACGCCUUGGAGGCUCAUUAUAAGUGUGGCAUUAAUUGACUAAGUAAGCUGUAACAAAUGAUGAAUUCGAAAUGGAGAAGUGGUUUGAAUCUUUCAGUAAAUUAGAAUACAACAAAUUCAAUUAUUUGAUGAAUAUGACUUUAAUAAAUAAUGAGAUAAGCCAUUAGCUUGAUAAUAAUCAUGUAGAUGCUAAUAUUUAUCGAAUGAUGAAGGCAUUGCAUUAUUUUAAUGGGAAAAUGUUUACAGGAACUUACUAUGCAGAUAUGGUAUUAAUGGAAAGUCCAAUUAUUCAUGCAUUAUAAUAAGAGAAUGUUCUAUAUCAUCCUAAAUAUAUUUCUAAUUUAUACUUUACUUACAAAUAUUACAAUAACUUCUGUAGGGAAUAUUUACAAAGAAAGAAAAGUAUAAAUAUAAAAUAAAUUUAGAAUAAAUAUAAUAUUGGCCUGAGGAAGAAAAAGAUGUAGAUUUAUUUGUUUCAGCCUUUAAAUUAGAAAGAAAGAAAAGAGGAGAAUAUUUAGUAUAAGUUACUGAUGAACCAAGAAAAUAUAUUUAUGAUGACAUCAGAAAAGAAGAGAGACCAUAUCAUGAGUAUUAUGUGUGAA
Messenger RNA from Paramecium pentaurelia, 1771 nucleotides. The record is from the annotation of a GenBank genome assembly. NCBI's taxonomy places the organism in Eukaryota, Ciliophora, Oligohymenophorea, Peniculida, Parameciidae.